Messenger RNA from Capsicum annuum, 17227 nucleotides. RefSeq names its product polyglutamine-repeat protein pqn-41-like. NCBI's taxonomy places the organism in Eukaryota, Viridiplantae, Streptophyta, Magnoliopsida, Solanales, Solanaceae. The transcript is spliced from 6 exons. The record is from RefSeq and is a predicted model, not a curated record. Gene Ontology annotation, molecular function: protein heterodimerization activity; DNA-binding transcription activator activity, RNA polymerase II-specific. Gene Ontology annotation, biological process: regulation of DNA-templated transcription. Bases 579 to 1919 code for a protein of 446 amino acids. Gene Ontology annotation, cellular component: nucleus.
UAUACGCACACCAACCCAACUCACCCAUUUUCACCCGACCUGUUUUCAUUAUCAUCGUCUCCACCUCGUUAAAACCACUUACACUCAAAUCUUUCAAAUGCUAAUGCCUUUCGGUUCAACAUUUUAUCUUAUUAGCUAUUAUUUUGCCUUUACAGACUAUUAGGUUACCAGCAUUUACGUUAUUGACGUUAUUAUAUUUGGAUCGUCUCUUUAUAGCAGUUGAAUUGAACCUGCUUUUCAGUUCAAUUCAUGAUUUUGGCUGUUGAGAAGUUGUCGUUUUCGACAAUCACAAAAAAAUGGAUGUGGCUGAGGCGUUUUUUUACUCAGAUGAUUCCACCGGCUACGCUUACAAAGAAACGAGGUUCCGUCCGUUACCGAGGAUGGUGGACCUCACUCCUCCGUUUAAUCGCUCAUAUGUACAAAUGGAAUUUGUUAGAAACAGUGCAAAUGGAGUUUGUUAGAAAUAGUGCAAAUGGAGUUUGUUACAAAUAGUGAGUAUGAACAGAAGCUCAACACACCCAUUUCUCACUCUCUGUGUUUGUUAACCUCGUUUUUGUCACCCAUUCGUUGAAAGCUCAAUGAAGAACACAUCGAAAAACUCGUCGGAGAAUGCAGUGGCCGGAGGUGGGUACCCAAUGCAGGUACCCCAUUACCAUCUCCAACAGCCGGAGGAGCAGCAAUCGGCGGUGAAUGCUGCGGGGGCAGCGGCGGCGGGGUACCCAAUGCAGGUACCCUAUCACCAUAUCCUUCAGCGGCAGCAGCAACGGGAACAGCAGUCGGCGGCGGCGGCGGCGGCGGCGGCGGUGAAUGCAGCGGCGGCGGCGGCAGCUGGGUACCCACUGCAAGUACCCUACUACCAACUCCAGCAACAGCAGCAACAACUGGAACAACAAUCGGUGGGGAGUGUAGAGGUGGCGGCGGAAUCUGGGUACCCACUGCAGGUACCCUACUACCAGCUCCUUCAGCAGCAGCAGCAGCAGCAACAGGAGCAGGAACAGCCGUUGGCAGAGAAUGCAGCUGCUGCUGCGGCGGUGGCAGCGGCAACUGGGUACCCACUGCAGGUACCCUACUACCAGCUCCUUCAGCAGCAACAACAAGAACAGCGGUUGGAAGAGAAUGCAGCUGCGGCUGGGUAUCCAAUGGUGGUACCCUACUACCAUGUCCUGCAGCAGCAGCAGGAACAACAACUAGGGGAGAAUUCAGUGGCGGCGGCCGCUGCCGCUGGGUACCCACUGCAGGUUCCCUACAACCAACUCCUUCAGCAGCAUCAUCAUCAUCAAAAAGAACAGGAACAGCAACAGAAGUUGGAAGCAUUUUGGGCGUGUCAGCUCAAGGAAAUUAACGAGACGAACAAUUUCAAGAACAACAAACUUCCGCUUGCUCGUGUCAAGAGGUUGAUGAAAGAUAACGAGGAUGUUUGCAAGGUCUCCGGGGAAGCACCAAUGUUGAUGGUGAAAGCAUGUGAAAUGUUCAUACAGGAACUUACUCUCCACUCGUGGCUUAACACGGAGGAGAAUAAACGACGGAUGGUGCAGAAGAAGGAUGUCGCCAAGGCGAUUGAGCGGACUGAGCUUUUUGAUUUCCUUGUUGACAUUGUUCAUAAGGAUGAGAUCAGGGAAGAGGGUGCUGGUUUUGGGCCCAGCAUGCUUGGCUCCACAUCAAGUGAUGUUCAGAACGCCCAUCCACCCAUGGGGCAGACUGCUCCAUCUGAGGUGAUGAUUAGAGGGACUGCGUCAAGUGGUAUUCAGAACUUCAAUCCACCCAUGGGGCAGACUGCUCCAUCUGAGGUGAUGAUUAGAAGUACUGCUAAGCCUAGGGUUUACCCAUCUGUCUAUGCCCAGCCUCAGGCGUGGCAGGUUGCUGAGGAUAAGACCAUUGCUAGUGGAGAGAGCAGUGCACAGGGUAAUGUCGAUGAUUAAAGAUCUUGCUGCAGUGGAAGAUCAUGUUUGCUGCUGAUCAAAUGCUUGAUGCCACAACGAUAGCUCUUAGUUACUCAUGCUACAGGUCCUCUCGAAUGUGAAUGCAGCUUAAUUCUACUGUCCAUGAUUCCUCUAGGGUUGUCGAAAUUCUGAAUUGAUCAAUACUCUAUAUAGCUAGAAGUGGAAAUUGUUUUGGGUGGAAAUUCAGCAGCAACUCUCUCUAUGCUGUUCACCAUUGCUUCCUUUUGCAGGUCUUCAAAAGUUUGGUAAUGCAGUUUGUCGGUUUCCCAUGAUUGUUUGACCAGUUCUCUAUAGAUUUCGUCACAUAAUUGGAGAAAAAGUUCAGAAAUGAAGAUGCAUUUCUGCCACUGUAGUAUGCAGCCCUAUGCCAUUACUCGGUGAGAAUUGCUUUUCAUGCCACUGUAUCAUGCAGCCCUAUGCCACUACAGCUACGCAAGCUGCACACUCCAGUGAGACAGCUUUGAACAUUCUAUUCGGUCAACUAUCUAAGCAAAAUGCAAAAUAAACAAUUUCAGUUCCUUAUAGAUUUCGGCACAUAAUUGGAGAAAAAGUUCAGAAAUGAAGAUGCAUUUCUGCCACUGUAGUAUGCAGCCCUAUGCCAUUACUCGGUGAGAAUUGCUUUUCGUGCCACUGUAUCAUGCAGCCCUAUGCCACCACAGCUACGCAAGCUGCACGCUCCAGUGAGACAGCUUUGAACAUUCUAUUCGGUCAACUAUCUAAGCAAAAUGCAAAAUAAACAAUUUCAGGUAUUGAAUCAUACUUCUUGCAAGAUGUAUUUUGGUGCUUUCUUCUGUCUGCUUCUAGAAUAGAAUAGUUAUCUCUUCCCCCCCCCUCCUUCUCCUCCUCCUCUCUGUCUUGCUUUUCAUGUCUGAAUCUGAUCAAUUUUCUUGUGGUUAGAUAGAAUUCCUCUUGCAGUCAUUACUAAGCCUUGCUUUCUCUGCUUGCAGUCGCUGGAACUUAUAUGUUAAGAUGGUUUACUUUUUUGCUUUUGAUGCCACAAGAGUAUGAGCUGCUGUUAUUUUGUCAAGAUGCUUAUAUUCUUUGAUUCCAGGUACAAAGUUGUCGCGCCUACUCGGUACGGUUGAUGCAAGACACCUUACUGCUGUAGAGUUCUAUUUUUGUAGUCCUAAUUCUGAGGAAUUUGUUUGGACCUUCUCCUCUUAUUUAGGCUCUAUUGGAUAGUCAUUAUCCUUUUCCAAGUCUAUCAUGGCUGAUAUAGAUCUUGUGCAAAUUCUUUAUAUACCUGCCAUACAAUCAAUAAAGACGAUAACUAUUUUCCCAUCUUCUGAUUUUGCCUCUUUAUGGUAUCGGAGCACUUCUAAGUACUCCCAUGAGUUGAUCCUUUUUUUUUCCUUCUUACUCGUCCAAAUGGCCCCUAAUACUUCUGUGGCCAAUGCCGAUGGAGUCGAUAACGCCGAUACUGUUGUGCAGUUUAAUCCUGUUACCCAACUGCCCAUAAAAUUAACCGGCAGUCACAAUUUCUCGCUGUGGAAAGCUCAAGUUUCAAUGCUUAUUCAUGGUCACAAUCUUUAUGGGCAUCUCGAUGGCUCCAUCCCUGCUCCUAUUCGCACCAUCUCUCAAAACAAUCAAGAUGCUGAUAAUCCUGAGUUUCUUCCUUGGUAUAACCAAGAUCAGUUAAUUCAAAAUGCUAUCUUAGCUUCCGAUUAUCCUACACUUACGCCAAUUUUGCUAUUGCAGUCCCCGCCAAACUUGCCUGGGAUGCUUUGCAUAUUGCAUAUGUAAACAAAUCUGAAACAGGAAUUUUAGCCUGUUAGACUGAUUGGCACGCCUUACUAAAGACUCUCGUCAAGUCACGUAUUACCUUCAUCAAGUUCGUUCACUUUGUGAUGAACUUGCAACUAUUGGUGCACUGGUAUCAAAACCAGAACUCACUGUUAAAAUUCUCAUGCACUUGGAUCUGAAUUUCGAGAACUCUCUGCUGCCAUUCGUGCACGGGAUUCUCCUAUAUCCUGUGAAGAGCUUUACGAAAAGCUUCUAGAUUAUGAGCUUUUCUUACAACAUAAGGAAGCCAAGAAGCCUCUAUCAACUCCUAUUACGGCUGCUUUAGCACAAAAGACAAGCUCAACUCCUUCUUACUCUAGCAAUCGUCCAGGUGAGAACACUCCUGCCAACAAUCAACAAUGGUGAGCUUAACACCCACGUAGAAACAACCACCAGCAGCCCUCUGACAAACACCUUCGCUGCCAACUUUGUGAUCACAUUAAGGGUGUGUAUCGGUCGGUUCGAUUCUACAUAUUAUCGGUUCGGUUUAUCGAUUUUUGAUUUUUAAAUAUGCUAAACCAAUAAGAUAUUUUUUAUCGGUUUUUCAGUCUUUAACGGUUCGAUUUUCGAUUUAACCAAUAAGAAAAUACUGAUAAAAUAGAAAUAGUCGUAACUAACAUUGAAAAAAAUCGAUUAUUAGUUGCAAUUAAAAAUCCUACAUGAUGUGUUUUAAUUUACAAGAAUCUUCAAGUUUGAACUAAGUGUUGUUAGGAGAAAUUAAGAGUUUGUAUAAUUGAAAUAAUAAGUUUGUUGAUUUGUAGAAAUUAAAGAGAAAUUAAGAGAAAUAUAUAAUAAGUCAUAUAUAUGUGUGUGUGCGUGUAUGUAUGUAUGUAUAGUCUUAUUGGUUAUCGAUUUACCCAAUAGCCCAAUAAGAAAAAAUCGAACCGAACAAUAAUCCAAUAAUUUUUUUAUAGCCCAAUAAUAUUUUUAUCGGUUUGGUUUAUCGAUCGGUUCGGUUUUUGCACACCCCUAGAUCACAUUAGUCAUUCGUCUACCGUUUGCAGAUCGUAGUCACAUGACCUUCUGCAAGUCCAGGCAAACUUUGCUGCUUGUUUUUCUCCUCAAUAAACCCCUUCGAUCAUGGAUGGUGGAGCCACUCAUCAUACUACAUCUGAUGCUCAAAGUCUAGCCACUAUACAUGACUAUCACGGCACUGAAGGGAUAACUAUGGGCAAUGGUAACACCAUUCCAAUAUCUCAUACCAGUAACGCUAACAUAAAUGCAUCAAAUUAUCAUUUCAAACUUCUCAAUACCUUAUGUUCCCCUAUCAUAAAAAAUUAUUUUUGUUUCUAAGUAUUGCAUUGAUAAUCAUUUCCUGAAUUGACCUUUUCUCUUCCCAUUAUAUUUUGAAAGAUCUGAGUAUGGGGGCGUCUCUAGUUCGUGGGCAGGAUAAAGAUGAGUUAUAUGGUGAGUUAUAUGAGUGGCCACCGGGUUGUGCACAUCGUUCUCUUCAAUGCAAUGUUUUAAAUACUAUCUUGAGUAAUUUUUCCCUUCCUAUUGUAGAUCCUAAAGCUUGUUCCAUUUGUAGUUCUUGUUAUUCAAAUAAAACACAAGGUUGACUUUCUCAGAAAAUUCAUUGCAAAGUAAUAAGCCCGUGUAAAUCCUUUAUAACGAUUUAUGGGUUAAUCUUUGAUUUUGUCAAUUGAUAAAAAAAAAGAUAUUAUGUUUUAUUUGUUGCUCAAUUCUCAAAAUACAUGUGGUUGUUCACUUUAAAAUAAAAAAAAUGAAAUACUGGAAGUUUAUCAAGCUUUGCAUCCAUUGCUUGAACGAAGGUUCAACACGAAAAUUCAAUUCUUUUACACUGAUGGUGGUGGCGAAUUUCAAAGUUUACUGUCCUAUCUUAAAACACAUGACACAGAACACUUAGUGUCACCCCCUUGUAUUCCACAUCGAGUUGCUCUAGUCAAAAGACGACACCUGCAUGUUAUUGAAACUGCUAAAACCUUGCUGCACCAAGCGCCUUUACCCUUACAUUUUUGGAGUUUUGCCUGUCAACAAGUUGUUUCUCUUACAAACAGGCUAACUACACCUAAUCUUCAGCAUAAGAGCCCCUUUCAAAUUUUGUUUCAAACUAUCCCUAAGUAUGACUCCAUUAAAGUAUUUGGUUGUUUGUGUUAUGGCUCAAGUUAUAUGCCAAAAAAAGAAGUAGAGCCCCAUUCUAUACUAUGUGUUUAUUUAGAAUUUUUGAAUAAACAGUACUGCCAUCAAUGUUUUGAUCCUUGAACUCCCAAAUAUAUUUAUCUCGCGACGUCUUAUUUUUGGGAAAUCAGUUCCCAUUCGAAAAUGUUUUUUCCGCUUUUAUCUUGACUUUUAAUUUGUUGUGGUCUAUCUACUUCCUUGUAUUGGUGUCUAUUGUUUGUUGUUCUUGGUAUUUGGCCUGUUUUUUGAGUUAUUUUUUGCUUUUGUUGGAGUGGUGGCUUUCGUGGUGGAUGGUAGGCGAGGGUCAUGUCCUGGGAGGCUGGGGUUAGGGUCGGGGUCUGGUGUUGGGUUAGUUGUGGGGUAUGGGGUGCGGGGUAAGCAUGAUACGAGAGUUGAUAGGUUGGGGUUUGGGUCCUGGAAUAUAUGGAUCCUUUAGGGUAAGUCCAUAGAGUUCGCAAAGAUUCUUAAGAAGAGGAGAAUUAAUAUCGCGUGUGUCCAAGAGACCAAGUGGGUAGGCUCUAAGGCUAGGGAUGUGGACGGGUACAAGUUGUAGUACUCAGGUAGUGAGAGACGUCGGAAUGGAGUAGGUAUCUUAGUACACGAAGAGCUUAGGGGGCAGGUAGUGGAGGUUUAGAGGGUUAGUGAUAGGUUUCUGACUAUUAAGUUGGUCAUUGAAGGGUUUACUCUGAACGUUUGUAGGGCUUAUGCGCCUUAGGUAGGCUUGGACGAGGAGAAGAAGAGAUUUUGGGAGGUUUUGGACGAGGUGGUGAGUGGCAUUCCUAGCUCUGAGAAGAUUUUCGUAGCAGGGGAUUUCAAUGGGCACAUCGUGUCAUUGCCGAGAGGUUAUGACGAUGUGCAUGGAGGCUUUGGUUUCGGGGAUAGGAAUGAAGAAGGGGUUGCUCUUUUGGAUUUUGCGAGGACCUUUGGAUUGGUGGUAGUGAAGUUGAAUUUCUCGAAGAAGGAGGACCACAACCAAGACUCAGAUUGACUUUUUGCUGCUUAAGAAGGGGGAUAGAGCAUUGUGUAAGGAUUGUAAGGUCAUUCCUGGUGAGAAUCUUGCGACCUAGCAUAGGUUUCUGGUGAUGGACGUGGAUAUCAAGAAGGGCAAGAAGAGGAGAGGUGGAGAUGGUCGACCAAGAAUUAGGUGGGUGGCUUGACUCCAGCUAGUACUUUGGAGAUGGGGGAGAGGUUGGCAGCGAUGGGGGUGCGGGAGUGUAGGGGAGACAUUGAUAGUAUGUGGGAUAGGGCUGCCAGUUUUACUAAGGAGAUAGCUAGAGAGACGUUGGGUGUCUUGAGGGGACGACCUGGCCAUCAUCGAGGGGACUGGUGGUGGAACGAAAAGGUUAAAAAGAAGGUGGAGGCUAAGAAGGUGACGUAUGCUAAGUUGACUGAGAGUAAGGAUGAAGAGGAGAAACGGACGAACAGGGAGGAAUACAGGUUAGCUAGGAAGGAAGCUAAGUUAGCGGUUACGACAGCUAAGACAACAACUUUUGAGAACUUGUAUGCGGGUUUAGAGGAGAGAGACGGGAAGAAAAGGUUGUAUAGGUUUGCUAAGGCUAGGGAGCGGAAGGCUCGUGUCCUUGACCAAGUGAAGUGCAUUAUGGGGAAGAUGGCGAAGUACUGGUGGAGGACGUUCACAUUAAGAGAAAAUGGCAAUUGUAUUUCCAUAGGCUCUUUAAUGAUGAUGGGGACAAAGACAUUGUGUUAGAGGAGUUUGAAAACUCUGAGGGGUGUCAUGAUUUUGGUUAUUAUAGAUGUAUAAGGGUGGAUGAGGUCUUUGAGGCUACUCGGAGGAUGCGUAAGGGUAGGGCGUGGGGCCUGAUGAGAUCUUGGUGGAUUUUUGGAUAUAUUCAGACGGGGCAGGUUUGAGGUGGUUGACCUAAUUGUUUAAUGGCAUUUUCAGGACUGUGAAGAUGUUCGAGGCUUGGAGAUGGAGUACGAUGAUCCCUUUAUACAAGAACAAGGGUGACAUUCAGAGUUGCAACAACUACAUGGGCAUUGAGUUGUUGAGUCACACUACGAAGAUUUGGGAGAGAGUGGUUGAGCGGAGGUUGAGGAGGAGCAUGUCUUUUUCGGAGUAUCAGUACAAAUUUAUGCCCGGUCGCUCGACGAUUGAGGCAAUUCACCUUGUGUGGAGACAAGUGGAGAUGUAUGGGGAGGAAAGAGGGACUUAUAUAUGGUGUUCAUCGACCUGGAGAAGGCAUACGACAAAGUCCCUAGGGAGGUACUUUGGAGAUGCUUAGAUGCUAGAGGGUGCCGGUGGCGUAGGUGCCGUGGUGUACGCUAUUUGCGGAUGGUAUAGUUUUGAUUAGUGAGACGAGGAGGUGUUAAUGAUAAAUUGGAGGUUUGGAGACAAACCUUGGAGUCAAAAGGGUCAGAUUGCGCAGGACCAAGACGGAGUACUUGGAAUGUAAGUUCAGCGACGUGACAAGGGAGGACGAGGUGGUAGUGAAGUUGGAUUCGUAGGUUGUUUGUAUGAAGUAUAGUUUUAAGUAUCUUGGGUCUAUGAUUCAGGGAAAUGAAAAGAUUGAUGAGAAUGUCACGCAUCGUAUUGGGGUAGGGAGGAUGAAAUAGAGGCUAGCCUCAGGAGUUUUGUGUGAUAAGAAAGUGCCUCCCAAGCUUAAAAGCAAAUUUAUAGAGUGGCAGUCCGUCCGGUCAUGUUGUAUGGAGCAGAGUGUUGGCCAGUUAAGAACUCUCACAUUCAAAAGUUGAAAGUGGCGGAAAUGAGAAUAUUGCUUUGGAUGUGUGAGCUUAUUAGGGAAGACAGGGUUAAGAAUGGGAUUAAUCGGGCGAAGGUGGGAGUGGCCUCGGUAGAGAACAAGAUGCGGGAAGUGGGGUUGAGAUGGUUUGGGCAUGUGAUGAGGAGGGGAACGGAUGCCUCGGUUCGGAGGUGCGAGAGGUUAACUUUGGAUUGGUAGAGGUAAGCUGAAGAAAUAUCGGAGAGAGGUGAUUAGACAGGACAUGAAGCAGUUACAGCUUACUGAGGACAUGGCUCUAGAUAGGAAAGUAUGGAGAACUCGAAUCAGGUUAGUAGGUUAGUGUGUGUGGGUGAGUUGUAGCCAGUAGUUAGGUUCGGUUUGGGGUAGCCAGCUAGUAGUUGUAAGCCUUUGCACAUAAGAGGGAGUCUCUAGUUAGGUGGGUUGGGGGAGGUGGGUACUUGCGGGGUGUUAGUGUAUCAUAUUACUUUGUGGGUGCCUUUUUCUGUUAUUUCAUCUUGUUUCAUGGUUUAUUACGACCUUAUAUACCGUCUCUGUGUCUUUAGCCGGGUCUAUCGGAAACAACCUCUCUACUUCUUCGGAGGUAGUGGUAUUGACUGCGUACAUUCUACCUCUCAGACCCCACUAGGUGGGACUUACUGGUAUGUUGUUGAAAAAUACACAAAAUAAAAAUGUAUCUUGGGAAAUUUUUUCAACUGAACAACCACGGGUUAAUACUCAAAGUUCAAAUGAUUCUUAUGAGUUUCCUACUCAGAUUGUGCAGCAGCCUGUGGACACGCCUGCAUUCACUCGUCUCCUCUGCCUCAACAGGUACUACUGGGUUAGGUAAUUCAGUUUCUUCCUCGUCUGAUACUUCUUCUCUUUCUCCAACAUCAUCCCUGCCCCUUCCCUUCACCAUCCAAAAUUUAGUUUCCUGCCACAGUUCACUUCAACCGAAUGGUUCAGCCUCAUCAGUUCAUCCAUCUCCCCUUUUAAACGCUUAACCACAAUCCACAAUAAUCACUUACUAGCACCGAAAUAAGCCCACUGGACCUUUGUGCUAGAACCCUAUGGUACAACCCUCUUCCGCAUCACUUGCCCCACCUCUCAUGGCCACACAACCUUUCCUUGUUGCCUCUAACUCUGCUGCGACGCCCAAUCAUCACUAUUUUCCCAAGUUGGGUGUUGUUGACACCACCAGUUUGCGGGGGCGUUAUAACGGGUAACUUUUGUAUUCCUAUCAAAAAAUUCAUUAGGUAAAAGACUGAUGAGAUGGGAUUUUCAACCCCAGGGGGUAUCAUGCAGAAUCAAUCCCCAAAAAAAGAACUUUACAAUUUGCCUAUGAAGUUAACUAGACUUUCUACUUCCCCCACCAUAUUUUGUUUAUACCAAAAAUACAACAAACUCAGACUUUACAUCUUGAUCUUCUGAAUGCUUCUAGCUUGCUCAUCAUGGGAUCUUUCAUUCCUUUCCAUUCAAAGUGACCACUCAAUGCAUGCUGGAAUACAUUUCCACCGGUCCUCUUUUGAUUUUCUUCUUCUACCUCGUCCUUCCCAUUGUUUGAGCAUGUCUGAAGUAGUUUUGGGCACUACCCAGUUAAACCCAAGAAUACAUAUAAGAACAUAUCCCAUCGAUUUAUAACUGUUUUGCAAUGUAGGAAUAAGUGGUUGUUAAUCUCUGCCUCUUUUUCACACAUACUACACCUUGAGCAAAUUUAUGUACCUCUCCUGUGUAACACUUCAUGGGUUAAACAUGCUUUUCUGAUCACCAACCAUGUGAAGCAUGACACCUUAUGAGGGCCUUUGAUCUUUCAGAUUAGUUUCCAUGGCCACUCCAUUCCCAUUAUUUGGUUAUAGUUCAUAUUCCAGUAACACGAUUUCACAGUCGAAAUUCCUUAGUUGUGCAACUUACAUAUUGGACAAUCUGGUUCCUCUGAGACACCUGGGAAUAUAUUCAACACCUGCAAGAGCCCUGCAACUCUACUAAUCUCCCAGUCAUUUAGAGCCCUCCUAAAAUUCAGGCUUCAACCUUGAGGGCUCCACAUCUUUGCCAGCAUCUAUUGCAAGCUAGAAUGUAUAGAUCUGGGAAUAAAGUUUUCAGGUUCCUGUCUCCUAUCCAGUUUACAUUCCAGAAACUAGUUUUUACCCCAUCUCAAUCUUGAAUGACAAAUUGGAAUUAAAAGGAGGCCUUAGUCUUCUGAUAGUCUUUCAAACAGAGCACCCAAAAGUUCCAGCUUCUUUAUCAGUGCACCAAUUAUUUUGGAGACAUACUUCUGGGAGAUGAAUCCUCUCCAUAAAAACAAGUCGUCAUUAUAGAACCUCUAAAGCUACUUCUUCAACAAACUCACAUUCUGCAUGCUCAGCGUCUUUACCCCAAUACCAUCCUGGGCUUUGUUGAGAGUCACCUCAUCCCAUUUUACUAAUUUGUACCCAAGCUUCUCUUUAUCUCCCUACCAUAAGAAGACUCUCCUAAGUUGUUGAUUUUCUUCUCUAUGCUUCUUGGAAUUGGGAAAAGACUCAUCAUGUAAGUGGGGAGAUCAUCCAUUACUGAUUUAAUGAGUGUUAAUCUGCCUCCUAAAGACAGCUAUUGGCUUUUCCAUCUUGUCAGCUUUCUCUCACUUCUUUCCAUCACUUCAUUCCAUACUUCCACUUCUUUAUUCUUAGCACCAAGAGGCAUAACAAGAUGUUUAGUUGGAAGGGAUGCUACUUGGCACCCUAAAUUGACAUCAACUAUCUCCAUAUUGGUAAUUUGGUUGACUGGGUAUAAACUACUGUUAUGCCAAUUGACAUGGAGUCUUGAAAUUCCCUAAAAAAUAGAUGAGUGUCCGAUCUGAAUUAUUGACUUAUUUCAGCUUCACAAAAUACCGAGGAAUCAUCUGCAUAUUAUUUCCACUACUGACAUUUGCAGGAAAACCAUUUAUCCAUCUAUUCUCACUUGCUUUUCUGAUCAUGGACCUCCAUUGCUAAGAUAAAUAGGAAAGGUGACGUGGGAUCACCUUGCCUCAACCACUAUGUAAUUGAAAGAAACAUUCUGGACUGCCACUUAUAAUAAGCGAAAAUUUCACAGUAGGUAUACAGAAUUUGAUCAAUUGAUCCACUUACAAUUGUUGAUUUUUAAAAGGAACAAUUUAAAAGUUUCGUCUCGUGGUCUAGCGUCGGAUAUCAUUUAAAGAUGGCAGUGGGGAGUACUUACAGGGACAAUUCCUGUUGUCUUUCAUUGACCUGGCUGUGGUUCUGAGCUUAACAUUUUUCUUUUCCUUCCAUGUCUUGUUUAUUAUGUCUUCCUUCUUGUGGGUUGUGAUGUAAUUUUUCCUCAUCAUGGUGGGAUAUAGGUUACCCAUUUGCAAUUGGAUCAAUUGGUUUAGAGGAAUUGUUCGGGUACUCUAGCAUGAGUGCAGGUGUUGAAUAAGUUAUUAAUGUUUUCUCUGGUGAGAGGUUUAGUCGUGUGAUUAUUUCUCUUCUGCUUAAUAAUUGUAGAUAUGGUUAGUGAAAGUAUGGAAUUUAGCCUGCUUGAUCACAUCUAGAGUUCUUUUUGUGGUUUGUCAUGGAGGAGAUUUGUGAUUAUUUCUGUUCUGCUUGAUAGUUACAGAUAUGAUUGGUCAAGUUAUGAAAUUUGGCGCGGUUUGAUCGCAUUUGAAUUUCGUUUUUGGGGUCUGUCAGGUACAUUUAGUUAAUAUGUUCUCUGAUUUGGGAAAGUCAUGUUUUCUGGAAAUUAAGCAAUGUCUUGGGGCAUUGGUUUGGACAUACUGCUUUAUCUACCAAUUCUACUAUUAAUUUUACGGUUAUUGUCUCCUGCUGGGCUUCUCACCCAGGUACUCUCUCCUAUGGUUUUUUUUUAUCCAAGUGUGGUCUGAGUUGUUAUGAAUGCAUGGGUAGAAGCGUCCUGGCUUUCGAAUGCAGUUGCUCUUUUCUUAUUUAUUUGGUGCAAACUUCUUGCUAUAAUGGAACCUUUCAGUAAGUUCAGUUGUUCAAUAUAUAUUGAGGUGUUACAGAUGCAUUCUGAAAAUUCAAGCAAUGUACUAGAGCAUUGGUUGGAAUAAAAAAUAAAAAAAUGUACCAUUGGUUGGAAUAUAUAUUGACAUGGUGCUUCAUAUCUCUCUUUUUUUUUUUUUUUUUAAAAAUAAUGUACCAUUGUUAGUAUUGAAUUUAAAAUUGAUCUUUUCUGUGGGGUCUUUUCCUUGGUGUGAUUUGAGUUGUUUUGGAUGUUAUGGGUAAAUUUAACGAGUACUCUAUUGUACUAAUUGAAUGUGUACAAACACUAGAAUAGUUUGAUGCAUAUAAGUUUUAAUCAAAGAUUUUUCUAUUGUUUGGUUGCAAAAUAACUUGGUGAACAAAACGUGGUAAAUGAAAAAGACAAAUCAAUUAUACUAACUUUGCUCUCUUCGUUAAGAUAAAAUAGAUACAAAAUAAUACAAAAUCUGACUUGCAAACCCAAUUGUUAAAAUUAUUUUAUAGAACUAUAUAUUACAUGACUUGGCAUACACGUGCAAUGCAUGUGCCAAAAAACUAUAAUCUUAAAUAACGUGUACAUGAAUAUAUUUUAUUCUAAUUAUUUACUCCAAUAUAAUUCUUCUCCACAACCCAACAUGUAUAUCCAGCCCAACUCACCUAUUUUCAUCGUGACCCGCUUUUCAGCCAUCUUUUCCACCUAAAAACUUUCAUUAAAACCUUCAAACUUUCUGAAUGCUAAUGAUAAUGCGUUUCAGAUCGAUGUUUUUAUCUUCUUAGCUGUAUUUUUGUCUUCAGAGACUAUUCUGUCCUAAAGUCACUUUCAUCGUCUUCCCUACCCAAAAUAUAGCUUAGCAUCGACUAGAGCUUGCACAUUCUGGAGAACUGGAUUUUUGUUGUGAAGACAUCCACUAAUCUCCAGCGAAGUAACAUUAUUGUCAGCUCUUUAUCAUCAUCGUCAUCGUCGUCGCUAUCUUCAUGUUCUUGUUGCAAGUAUCCCCCGAUAACCAACUUCUUCACACUUUCAGAAUUAAUAUAAAAACCAGGAAACGCCGAAACACAUACAAAACUUGAGAGAUUCCAAACCAGGACAUCCAGAACAGAUCGCAUCAACGACUUCUAAGCUCAAUUUAACAAACCAAAGAGCUAAAACCCUAAGAGCAGGCCAAUUAAUCCCCUCCUUUGGUACAAGAUUACAAUUGUACAACUUCAGUUUACGUAAACACACGUUGGAAUACAUAAGUUGUGGUAAGCUAUAACCCUCUUCGAAACCUCGUGUCCUCAUCAGAUUCAAAUCCACUACCUCAACAGACUUAAUCAUCACAAAAAUCAUCCAUCUGUUAACAUGGUCAACAAAUCGGUUGCUAAAGAGACUCAACCGAAAAUUCAUUCUAUUUACUAGGCUUAGGAGAGAAUCAAUGUAUCAUCAAUGGAUUUUAUAAAUUCAGUUACUUCGCGAUUUGAUUCAGGAGAGUGGGUGAAAGAUAAGUUGUGUGCUGAAGUCCACAAAAGGCGCCACCUUUUAGACAAAACUCCAGUUUGUAUAACAUCUUUCAUCUGGCAAGAUGAGAGGAUGUGAAGGAUGAGAGGGUCUGGUAAGGCGCUGAGACGAUCUGGUUUGUUAUCCGUUUUAUGGCGUUUAUCAGUACCGUAGCAUUGAUAUGAACGAGGAGAAUCAUAAGCAACUUCCACAUUUUCACAUUCAGAAGAUUCAAAAAAAAUGAGACAUGAUGAAGGAAACAGGAGCACAGGGUUUAACAAGUAGAGCGGCAUUUCCAAGAUUAUCAACAUUAUAUAUAGUGGAUACAACCUCCAUUUUUGCAACUUCACUCACUUUUUUAAGGAUGACUAUAAAUUCAUUAAGGAUAAAAUAGAUAUUUUAAAAUAAAAUUAUUACUGAAUAUAAAAAUGUAAGAUAAAACAGAUACGAAAUAAUAUCAAUCUGACUUGUAAAGCCAAUUGUUAAAAUUAAAUAUAACAUGACUGGCAUACACGUGCAAUGCACGUGCCAAAAAGCUAGUACUCUUAAAUAACAUAUGCAUGGAUAUAUUUUAUUCUUAUUAAAAUCAAAAUUUUCUCCAAUAUGAUUCUUCUACACAAUUCAACAUGUUAUCUAGCCCAAAUCACCUAUUUUCAUCCCGACCCGUUUUACUGCUAUCUUCUCCAUCAAAAUUAUUGUCCUUCAUCCAAAGCAUAAUGGAGAACAAAUCUCAACAAUCGGUGGAGAAUGCAGAGAAUGCGGCGGCGACAGCUGGGUACCCAAUGCAGAUACCUUACUACCAUCUUUAGAUACAGGAACAACAUUUGGCAGAGAAUGCAGCGACACCGACUGGAUACCCGAUGUAGGUACCCUAUUGCCAACUCCUUCAGCAACAACAACAUUAUAUAUAGUGGAUACACCCUCUAUUUUUGGCAAUUUCACUCACUUUUUUAAGGAUGACUAUAAAUUCAUUAAGGAUAAAAUAAAUAUUUUAAGUAAAAUUAUUACUGAAUAUAAAAAUGUAAGAUAAAACAGAUACGAAAUAACACCAAUCUGACUUGUAAACCCAAUUGUUAAAAUUAAAUAUUACAUGACUUGGUGAACAAAACAUGGUAAAUGAAAAAGACAAAUCAAUUAUACUAACUUUGCUCUCUUCGUUAAGAUAAAAUAGAUAUAAAAUAAUACAAAAUCUGACUUGCAAACCCAAUUGUUAAAAUUAUUUUACAGAACUAUAUAUUACAUGACUUGGCAUACACGUGCAAUGCACGUGCCAAAAAACUAUAAUCCUAAAUAAUAUAUACAUAAAUAUGUUUUAUUCUUAUUAAAAUCAAAAUUAUCUCCAAUAUGAUUCUUCUAUACAACUCAACAUGUAUCUAGCCCAAAUCACUUAUUUUCAUCCCGACCUGCUUUUCGGCCAUCUUCUCCAUAGAAAUUAUCAUUUUUCGUCGAAAGCAUAAUGGAGAACAAAUCGCAACAAUGGAAUGAGAAUGCAGCGGCAACAGCUUGAUACCCAAUGUGGGUACCCUACUACCAUCUUCAACAGCAGCAACAGGAACAAUCGGUGGAAAAUGCAGCGGCGGCGACUGGAUACUCGAUGUAGGUACCUUACUUCCAACUCCUUCUGCAGCAGCAGAAGGAAUGGGUACAGGAAGAACGACGACAGUUGGAGGCGUUUUAGACCUUCCAGCUCAAGGAGUAAGGAUAGUGACUAUUUAACUAAGGGGGGUCGUUUGGUGGAGUUUAUAAGAAUAAUGUUGAAUAUGGUGUAUAAGUAAUGCAUGCAUUAGUAAAGCUGGUAUUAGUUAUAUUGGCAUUAUUUCCUAUUCGUUGUUUGGUUUUGUUGUAUUAGAAAUUAUAUGUCUUGUAAAGUUUUUAUAGUAGUAUUUUUAUAAAAAUAUCUUCUACACUCUAGUUUUGUAAAACAAAAUGUAAGAUAAAACAAAUAUGAAAUAUACCAAUCUUGUCAAUCCAAUUUUUAAAAUUAAAUAUUACAUGACUGGCAUACACGUGCGAUGCACGUACCGAAAAACUAUACUUUUAAAUAACAUAUACAUGAAUAUAUUUUAUUUUAAUUUAAAUCAAAAUUUUCUCCAAUCACCUAUUUUCAUUCCGACCCGUUUUUCGGCCAUCUUCUCCUUAGAAAUUAUCGUCCUUCACCUAAAGCAUAAUGGUGAACAAAUCGCAAAAAUGGGCGGAGAAUGCAGCGGCGACAGUUGAGUACCCAAUACAGGUACCCUACUUCUACCUUCAACCGCAGCAAUAGGAACAACAAUUGGCGGAGAAUGCAACGGAGAUCGGAUACGCGAUAUAGGCACCUUACUACCAACUCCUUCAACAGCGACAAAAGGAACAGGAAGAACAACGAUAGUUGGAGGCGUUUUGGGCCUUCCAGCUCAAGGCGGUUAAGGAUAGUGACUAUUUAAUUAUGGGAUCGUUUGGUAGAGUGAAUAAGAAUAAUGUUCAAUAUGGUGUAUUAGUAAUGCAUGCAUUAAUAAAGUUGGUAUGAGUUAUAUUGGCAUUAUUUCCUGUACGUUGUUUGGUUUGAUGUAUUAGAAAUAAUAUGUCUUGUAUAGUUUGUAUAGUAUUUGUCUGCAAAAGUACCUUCUAUACUCUUGUUUUGUAAAACAAAAUGUAAGAUCACUUGCCUAACAGCUGCCAAAAGCGGAAGCUUCAAUGUUGACGGGCUUAUUGUCUCUUUUCUUAUCUUAAAAAAGGGAAAAUAAGAGAGGGAUCACUCCUCGGGCAGUCGCUAACCGUUGCGCCUUCCCUUCUGCUUACACCAUUUCUUUGUGAAUGCUCCGCUUUGCUCUUUGUCGCGCUACUUCCGCUAGCAACCGGCUUCGGAUUCUCGGUAGCUGCUUAGUCUCAUCCGAGAGUUUAAUCUCCUUACUCCUUACUGCUUUUUUCAAAGAAAAAAAGAAGGGGGUCGAUUUAGGCUCCUUCCCUUCCACUGCGUGCAAUCAGCUACUUGCCACCUUCCCUUAUUCUCCCUCCUUUCCCUUCCUUGCAAAGGUCUUGGAGCCGUCUUAGGAAAUGACUUAACUUAAAAGACAGAUGCCGCCGCUGCGAGGCGAGGGAGCAACUUGUCUGGUCUUACGGUGCACUCAUUCCCGUUACGAGAAUGAAAUGACGCCCCAGCUUGACUCGAGACCAAGACUCCUUACAACUCGCACCAAUAGCGGCACUGAGCGGCCGGAGAUUGAUUGAAAAGGCAGGCCCAGCCGACCCUCUCCCCCCCUAACC